UAAGAUCGACGCAAACAUGGCGACCGAAGAUAGUAAACUGAAGUUUCUUCCUCGGCAUCUCCAAAGAUCACAACCGGCUAUGUCGAAUAAAUCUAAACGAAGAGUUACAGUUGAAGAAGAAAAUGUUGGUGAUGAAUCUGACCGAAGAAGUGUCUUCGAUCGAUUAGGGCCGGGUGGCUCUCAAAGAAAUGAGAAAUCCAAAGCUAGCUUUGAUUUUCAAGACCAAGGUGAAUAUGCCAAAAGUUAUAGUGGUGUUGUUAAGGAUCGCAACAAACGGGAUACAGAAGCCAGUCCAGAUAAUCUCAGGCUGAAGUUUAAAGGGGGGAAGGACAGGGAAACCAAAGUCAAGUCCCAGGUUGUGGUGCGUGGGAAAACCGGUGCUGGGAGUGAUGAUGAGUCUGGGGACGACAGGGAUGAGUGGUCAAUGGAUAUUGUUUCUAAUAGUCACUUGUAUGUAGAAUUGGAGCAUAAAAAGGAACCGGAACUUGAGCAAAAACGUUUGGAGAUUCAGAGAGCCCUUGAAGCUUUAGAGGCCAAUGAAGAAGGGCCCCCAGACCUGAAGAAGUCAGAUUCCUCAGUGUCUGACAGUAGCCCUGAGAGAUCUCAUUCAAAGAAGAAAGACAAAGCAAGCAAAAAAAAAGAGAAGAAAAAGAGCAAGAAAAGUUUUACAGACAAAGACGUCCUUGUUGACAAAACAAAAGAAGGAAAACGGAAACACGGAACAGACGAAGAUGAUGAUGAACAUGUUUCUCGUAAGAAGCGUAAAAAGAAAAACAAAGAUAAGAAGCACAAUGAGGACCCACCUGUUAGUCUACCAAGCGAAGCUAGUGUGAAGCCAAAGAAGGCUGGGUUAAAAGGUGGAAAGUUAGCUGCAGACUUGUAUGAUCCAGAGUCCCCAACAUCCGUCCCUCAUGAAGACACUCCUGAUGAUAAAAGGUUUUUAUCAUCAUCUCCAAAACUUAAAAAUAAAGGAAAGAAAAAAAAGAAGAAAGUGAAAGCAGUUGCUGAUGCUCCAGGAAAGGCCAAGAAGUUGCUGUCUCCAUUGAAAAAGGUCCUGAAAUUAAAGCGGGGUCCAGCCUCCCUCAAGAGAUCAAGAUCACCCAGCGCUGGUUCACCUGCCAGGAGACAUUCCAAGUCCAGAUCAUCAUCCAGUUCUUCAGACAGCUCUAGCUCCCAGAGUACAGCAAGAAAAAAGAAAGGUCAUGAUUCUGCACAUGAUAGAGGAAGGAAAGCUUCAAAGUCAGUCGAGAAAAAGAAACGGGUUCAGAGUUAUAGAUCAGCUUCUUCCACAUCCUCAUCUUCUUCGUCAUCGUCAUCAUCUUCUGAUAACAGGGGUAGGAGGAGGCAGAAGAAAUCUUAUCAUUCCCAAGACCGAUCUGCUGUCCGAUCACAUGACAGGUCGACCUCCAGGGCUAAGCUGAGGUCACCUGUCGAGUCGGUUGUACGCAAGGAGGUGAAAGUUGAGCGCAAGAAAAGAGGAAACAGUGCAGAUUCAUGGCCAGCCACAAAGGAUGAGCGCAGUGAGAGCAGACCAGAGAGGCAGAGUUUAGACAGGGGGAGAGACAAGGGCAGGAAGGAUGCGCGGGGCGGCAACAGGCAUUCCCUGUCACAGGCAGGCAGGGGCACGAAGGAGAACAGACAGAGUGCCCGUGAUGGGGGUCGCAAAGAUGGGAAAGAUCAGAAGACUGGAAAGACGGAUUCUAAGGAAGGAGGGAGGAGGGAUGGAGGGAAAGGUGAUAGAGGAGACCAGCGUAAAGAUAACAGGGAUGGAGGGAGAGGCGAUCAUAAAGAUAGCAGCCUCAACAAAGAUAGAGAGAAGAGAGGAGGGUCUCAGGAUGAGAGGACGAGGAGAGGUUUCACCGCACAGCAGGCUGAACGUGGUGGCAGAUUCACACAGAGAAGUGAAGAUGGUGACAGACGCACCUUUGAGGAACCCAGGGGUAGAUUUACUGGCACUGACAGCCAGCGCGUUGGCCAGUUUGGAGUGGAGAGACAGAGAGGUGGAUUCGAAAGGGGCAGUGAUAAUAUUGACAGACCAGGUCAAAGAGAAGGUUUUGAGCAGCGGGGGCGGGGGAGAGGUGGCUUUUCAGGACGAGGAGGAGAGACCAGAGGAGGCAGAGACUGGGAUGAAAGAGGAAGAAGGGAAGGAGAUAACUUUAGGGAUGAGUGGGAGAAUGAAAGAGAAGGCAGAGGAGGAUUCGGUAGCUUCAGAGAAGGUGGGAGAGAGUUUGGAGGAGGAAGAGAAGAAAGGAGGCAAGGUGGUAGAGAAGAGCGACUCCUCCCUCACCUGGGAGGGGGAGGAGAUGCAGGGAAACUUCUCCCUGCUCCUGACUCCAGGGGUCAGCCGAGAGGUUCCGGGUUCCGCGAUGAUGACUCCGAGAAGCGGGACUGGAAGCCGCGAGACAGCACUCCUCAGGCGACAUCGAGAAAAAAUUCUAAAGACCGGGACAGAAGUGUUAAAGAUGAAGCCAGUGACAGAACCCGGGCCGAUGCCAAGAGUGAGAGCUCUGCUAAAGUCUCAGACAAGGACAGCAAGAGCAGAACCACUGAAAAGUCCAGCAGCAACAGCAAGCAGAGUACGGGGUCAAAGGCCAAACCAGAGUCCGGGAAAGAGGAGUCCCCCAUGGCUAGGGAUGAAACCUCUCUGGCUACCCUGUUCUCCCAAACAGAGACCACCGUCAGCCUGAAGAAAAAAACGACCAGUAAAAGUUUUGGUGGAAAGAAGAGCCCCAAGAAACCAGAGGACACAAAGGCCCAGGAGAAAGGCAAGACAGGGGUGGGGGCUGCUAGACGAGGCAUCAAGCCACCUGAGAAGAAAGCGCCGGUGUCUAAGGCUUCAGAGAGCAGCAGAAGUAAGGACGCAAGCAAGGAUGACAGAAGUGUAAAGAAAGAUGAUACAACAAAAGAAAAGUCUUCCAGAACCCCCUCGCCCAAAGGCUCUCAGAAGAGUGGAGACUCCAGACAUUCCCAGUCCAAGUCAUCUCGCAGGUCCUCUAAGUCACCGGAACAUAAACGUGGUACAGCCAGGUCACCAGGUGGCGCCAAGCGUCCAGCUGAUCCUGUCAAAUCCCCAGCCAAAGCCUCCCACUCCCCAGCACCUUCAAGUGUUAAGGACAGGGAUAGGGGGCGCAACAAAGGAAAUGAUAAGAGAAAUGAGAGGGAAAAAAUAAGAGAAAUGAGAGAAGAAAAACAUAACGCAGUUGUUGAUGUUUGUUGUGUAGUGAAUGUUAUCUGUGCUUUAGAUGUUGAUAAUUCUGUAGAAGAGAAAUGA
Molecule: messenger RNA, 3271 nt
Organism: Physella acuta
Lineage: Eukaryota; Metazoa; Mollusca; Gastropoda; Physidae
Product: serine/arginine repetitive matrix protein 2
Source: RefSeq, a predicted model, not a curated record